GUCGAGCCCGAGCCGUCCACACGAAGCGUCCCGCGCACUGCCGUGACCAGCCCAGACCGAGCAGCAGAGACGUCCGCGCCAGGCAUGUCGGCGGUCGUGGCCAACCUCCCCGCGCCCGCGGUCACCGCGCCACACGCCAUCCUGCUGACCCCCGGCGACGCGGGUGGCGCCUCCGGCCGCGGCAAGCUCUUCUUCCAUCCUUUCUUCCCGCUGCUGCACUUCAUGCACUUCCCGCACCUGUUCCUGGGCGGCGGCCUCGGCCACCACCACGGACUCGGCGGCUUCCACCACGGACUCGGCGGCUUCCACCACGGUCUCGGCGGCUUCCACUACGGCGGCCUCGGAGGCUUUCACCACGGCCUCGGCGGCUUCCACCACGGGCUGGGCGGGUUCCCGUUUCGUGCGCUUCCCCCGGAACUGAAGAGGAACGUCCUGGCUGGCACCAACGGCGGCGCGCAAAAGGACGAGUCCACACCUCGGGCGACGACGACAGUGUCGGCGUCGUCGACGACGCCCCGGCCGGCGCCGCCUCCCAGUCCGCCUGGUACAACCCGGUUGGCGCCACUACCCGAUCACUCUCUGCCGCACAGCCCACCGCCGCCCUUCAAGGCCUUCAUCACGCCGAAGAGGAAGGUGGUGCCCGUCUUCCCGGUGUCGGCCUACCGGCUGCCCGCCGCGCUGCCCCCGCCGGUGCCCGCCUACGCGACCCACACCGGCCCCCUGCGCCUCACCGCGCCCGGGCCCGCGCCCGCUGCAGAGCCGGACAUUUACAACUUCCUCUACGCGCCCGUGAGAGGCCUCCCCCACGCCUACGCGCAGAGAGCAGAGUCAUCCUCCGGAGCCCCGGCGGCGAGCGCGUCCGAAGUCCCGACAUCGGUGUCGACCCCGGCACCACCCGACCAGAACGACGAGAACCUGCCGCUGUGCGAGUGCCCCGAGGAGGAGGACGCCGCGUCCAGGGUGGAGCUGGACCACUCGCCGCCGGCUGAGACCACCGCCGGACCGCCAGAGAGCCCCGAGGCGACCGAGCUGACGACGGAAGAGGACGUCACGACCACCGAGUUGGCGACCACCGUCGCCGACGACUGA
Messenger RNA from Frankliniella occidentalis (western flower thrips), 1089 nucleotides. RefSeq lists its product as uncharacterized. The record is from RefSeq and is a predicted model, not a curated record. The transcript is spliced from 3 exons. Lineage: Eukaryota; Metazoa; Arthropoda; Insecta; Thysanoptera; Thripidae. The coding region runs from base 85 to 1089 and encodes 334 amino acids.